Coffea eugenioides is the source of this 953-nucleotide messenger RNA. RefSeq names its product 40S ribosomal protein S10-1. The record is from RefSeq and is a predicted model, not a curated record. Bases 136 to 681 code for a protein of 181 amino acids. NCBI's taxonomy places the organism in Eukaryota, Viridiplantae, Streptophyta, Magnoliopsida, Gentianales, Rubiaceae. Gene Ontology annotation, cellular component: cytosolic small ribosomal subunit. Gene Ontology annotation, molecular function: structural constituent of ribosome; RNA binding. The transcript is spliced from 4 exons.
GUUUGAGGCCUCAUUGAGCUGCUGCACAAUCGGGUCACCGGAGGCCGCCUAGUGUUCAUUUUGCUAUCUCUUUGCCUCUCUCUCCGUCGUUGUGGUCCUCCUUCUCCUCCAUCUUACCAAUUCUCAACAGCAGCCAUGAUAAUUCCAGAGAAGAACAGGAGAGAGAUCUCCAAGUACCUGUUCCAAGAGGGAGUUUGCUAUGCGAAGAAAGAUUUUAAUUUGGCGAAGCAUCCCGAGAUCGAUGUCCCUAACUUGCAGGUGAUUAAGCUGAUGCAGAGCUUCAAGUCCAAGGAAUACGUUCGGGAAACUUUCGCUUGGAUGCAUUACUACUGGUAUCUUACGAACGACGGCAUCGAGUUCCUGAGGACUUACCUCAAUCUUCCCUCUGAAAUUGUUCCCGCUACUCUUAAGAAGUCCGCCAAGCCCCUUGGUCGUCCUAUGGGUGGACCUCCUGGCGACCGCCCUCGCGGACCACCAAGGUUUGAUGGGGAUAGGCCCAGAUUUGGUGACAGGGAGGGAUAUCGUGCUGGUCCCCGUGGACCUCCUGGUGAGUUUGGUGGUGAGAAAGGUGGAGCUCCUGCCGAUUACCAGCCUGCUUUCAGGGGUUCUGGUGGAAGGCCUGGCUUUGGGCGUGGAUCUGGAGGUUAUGGUUCAGCACCACCAAGUUCAAGCUUCUCUUAGAUUCAUGUUUUGAUAAAUUAUGCUAUUUGCAAUUUAGGCUCUCAGAUGUUGCAGUUGAAAGUUAUGCAUGUUGAGAUACGUAGUUGAUUGAGACUCUAUCUACAGUUUUGGUUGCUCUAGAUCUUCAAAUCAAUCUAAGGAAUUUCUUAAAAAUAUUUCUGUUAAAUCAGUCUCGUUUGUGGUGGCACCUUUUUCUGGGUUUAAUGGAUUGUACGGUGGUGCUUCUUGUUACUGAUGAUAAACAUGUUUUUGCUUGUUUGGGAGCAUUGUGA